AUGGACGACCUCCACCCCGCAGAACCCGUGCGCAAGGCGCUGCUACAGCAGCAGCUACAGGUCCGCACAAAAAUCAAGCACCAGAAACUAAAAUCCAGCUUCGUGGGCUACAUUGUAGUGCUCACGUUCCUCGCAGUACUACAGUUCAUAGGCGUCUAUUUUUUCACGCUGGGGUUUCUUCUUUCGAGGCAGGUGCUCCCGAACAUCGCGCUGUGCGCUGCCGAAAACGGCGCUUCCAAUUGUAUGGAUGCCCGCUUCUCGAAAAUGGUCGUGGUGGUGAUCGAUGCGUUGCGGUUCGACUUUGUGAUCCCGGUCGAGGGGGCCGCGGAGGCCGCGGAGGGCCGGCUGAAUGUAGUGGAUCUGGCCAAUCCGUAUUUCCAUAAUAAUUUCCCCGUGCUUUGGGAGCUUGCGCAGGAAGAGCCUGCAAACGCGGUGUUGUUGAAGUUCAUGGCUGAUCCGCCAACGACAACGCUCCAGCGAUUGAAGGGGCUCACGACGGGCUCGCUCCCCACGUUCAUUGACGCGGGCUCAAAUUUCAAUGGAGACGCCAUCCUCGAGGACAAUUGGCUCUUGCAGCUCCAUGCAAAUGAGAAGAGGGUGGCUUUCAUGGGCGACGACACCUGGACGGCGCUCUUCGACCAGUACCUUUGUCCCGCGCUCAACUUUCCGUACGAGUCGUUGAACGUGUGGGAUCUCCAUACCGUCGACAACGGAGUUAUCGAGCACAUGUUUCCGCUCCUACAUCCUCAGAACAGUACACAGUGGGAUGUAUUGAUUGGCCAUUUCCUCGGCGUGGACCACGCGGGUCACAGAUACGGACCCAACCACCAUGCUAUGAAGGACAAACUUGCCCAAAUGGACUCCGUAAUCCGUCGCAUAAUCAGUGAGAUUGACGACGAGACUCUUCUUGUAGUGAUGGGCGACCACGGCAUGGACAAAACGGGAAAUCACGGCGGAGAAAGUCCCGACGAGCUUGAAAGCACGCUUUUUAUGUACUCCAAGCAAAAAAAUACCGCUUUUUGUCGCAAAGAUGACUCUUUCUACGACACCUCCAGCUUUGGCAAGAACUACCGCCAGGUCAACCAAAUCGAUCUUGUGCCCACCAUUUCCCUCUUGAUGGGGUUGCCUAUUCCUUUCAACAACCUAGGAUUUCCUAUAGAGGAGGCUUUCGGCUCUGUCGAGGAACAAUUGCGCGCGGGAUAUCUCACAACACAACAGAUCAUGCGCUAUAGAAACGAGUCCACUGAAGUGCAAGGUAAUCCAGAGGUCGUGUCGCUAUACUCCAAGUUGACUGAUCUUUACAAUUCACUUGAAGAUGGUUCCGAAUCUUCUACAGCGUUACUUGAAGGGUUUGCCGAGUUUCAGAGUUUGUUCUUGGAGUACUGUAAAGGCUUAUGGGCUAAGUUCGAUCUAGUUCUCAUGAGCUUGGGCAUUGCCGUUCUCAUCUUGUCCUUGACUGUGCUCACCACAUAUUCUAGAUCUAUCCCUUCCGUAAGGGUGCUGACUCUCUCAUUUGAGUUCAUUGGCUCGUUCAUUGCAAUGUCGCUUUUGGGACUAGUCCUAAGUUUAUCCAUUUAUGUGGUUCUUCGUCCUCCAGCCGUUUCACUCAAGACCUGUCUCUUGACUGGAUGUGCCGCCGGCAUCACCAUCGGAUUUUGGGCACCUAUCAUGGACCGUUUCAGCAUUCUGUGGCUCUGGCACCAAAUCUGCGACUUUUUUGUCUACAAUCUCAACUUCUUCUCGUUCAUGGGAUUGUUCUUUAUGUUCCUGCACUGUCUUAUUUUUGCGUCCAACUCAUUUGUUGUGUGGGAAGACAAACUAAUCCUGUUAUUUAUAUCGACUGUGGGCUUCAGCUGCUUGUACACAGCUGCCUUUGGAAACAUGCCUAGAGCACAAAAGAUCUUGGGCAUUGCCCAUUCCUUAACCUUCAUUGUUCUUUCUCGUAUCGUCACGAUGAUUAAUUUGUGUCGUGAAGAGCAAGGAAGUAUUUGCAUUCCAACAUUCAAAACUACAUGGUGGAGUGUUCUACUCUUAUUUUUAUUAGCAUUUAUUGUUCCCAAGAUCAUCAAGUCAUUCUACAAGCUUUCCUCCAGCUACCACUCUGCAGCACCAUUGUGGAUAGAAACAGGAAUGACUUUCUUGAUGUUGAUGAACGCCUGUUACUGGUCUCUCGAAUUCAUUGAGAAUGACGAUUACUUACAAAAGUACGUGAGCAAUUGGCUCAGCUUGGAGAUUAUUAAAUCUUUUAAAUUGGCAAUAGCACGAAUUGUGCUUUUUAUCGCAUUGAUUCUUGCCAACUUCAGCUGGACCCGUGGACCUCUUUGUGUGAAGAUAGACUUUUCUAGACUGUCAACUUCGACUAAUGAAGGAGAUGCCAGUCAUGGUUCCGAACCUUCAGAAUCUCCACAGGAAUCUGAACGCCCAGCUGCCACGAUUUUGGGGUAUGAAAAUGUUUAUGGCUCCUCAUUUUUCUUGCUCGUGAUCAACGUGACCGUUGCUGUUCUCAUUGUAACAAAACCACUUGGAGCUAUUUCUAUCUGCAUCUUAAUUGUCCAGAUUUUGUCUCUCCUCGAACUCUUUGACAUCUUAGAAUUGAGAAGAAAUCUUAUUGCGCCCGUUACAUUCGGCCUUUUGGGAUAUCAGCAUUUUUUCAGCACGGGGCAUCAAGCCACGCUAUCAUCUAUUCAAUGGGACGUUGGUUUCUUGACUACACAAUCGAUUGUCUUUCCUUUCACACACUUGAACAUUUUGUUGAACACGUUCGGCUCCUUUUUCAUUGUGUGCAUCUCAUUACCGCUCAUUACUUUGUGGAGACUUCCACCAACAGCCAAGCCAAUUACUAUCUUGUCACAGAUCGUGACUAACGUAACUACAUUAAUGACCUAUCAAACUAUGACGAGUAUUAUGAGUUUCGUCUUCGUGGCUCAUUUCCGGAGACAUCUCAUGGUUUGGAAAGUCUUUGCUCCUAGAUUCAUGUUGAGUGCGCUUUUGUUAAUUGUGUUCAACGUGACGCUUACAUUGGUAACAAUGUGGUUCUCCACUAGACGCCUUUUGACACAAGUCAAUCGGAUUUUUGGCAAAUGA
Molecule: messenger RNA, 3084 nt
Organism: Australozyma saopauloensis
Lineage: Eukaryota; Fungi; Ascomycota; Pichiomycetes; Serinales; Metschnikowiaceae
Gene: GPI13
Product: mannose-ethanolamine phosphotransferase
Exons: 1
Coding region: 1-3084 (1027 amino acids)
Biological process (GO): GPI anchor biosynthetic process
Cellular component (GO): endoplasmic reticulum membrane
Molecular function (GO): mannose-ethanolamine phosphotransferase activity
Source: RefSeq, a predicted model, not a curated record